Messenger RNA from Raphanus sativus (radish), 1170 nucleotides. Its product is annotated as probable WRKY transcription factor 10. Gene Ontology annotation, biological process: regulation of DNA-templated transcription. Bases 1 to 1170 code for a protein of 389 amino acids. Gene Ontology annotation, molecular function: DNA-binding transcription factor activity; sequence-specific DNA binding. Lineage: Eukaryota; Viridiplantae; Streptophyta; Magnoliopsida; Brassicales; Brassicaceae. The record is from RefSeq and is a predicted model, not a curated record. The transcript has 5 exons.
AUGAGUGAUUAUGAUGGAAACUUUAUGGAUGAUCUGUCUCCACUAUCCAGUCCUAACAUAAGAGGGCUAAUAGCAAUGCUGGAUCAAAACAACAAUGAUCGAAAUCCGAUAAGCGAGACCUUUCCUGAAACCAACUUAUCAACUAAUCCUCAGUCUGAGCAAAGAUCUGGUUGUCUCCGUGAGAGUUUGGCUGCAAGACGAGGUUUUGAUAUUCCACCACUCGAGAUAGGGAGCGUCAGUCCAUUUGCUAAUUCUUUCAGGAACCCAAUUCUUGUUCCUUCUCCUAUCCUCGUAAUAUCUCCAGGAUUCCGUAGUCCAUUGUUGCAAUCACCAAAUAUAUUCUCUAACUCUUCUUCACAGAUUAUUCCUCCUUGUCCAAUCCCUAAUGGCGCGCCUCCGGAGAUGGUGCAAAUUUCAAGUGCCGGCGAUCAAACAAUGAUUAUACCCAACAACAAUCAUCCUCAAGGAGUUGUUGUUGAAACCGAUGUUAUGAACCACAUAUCCCUUGAAAAUGGUUGUGAAGAAGAUGACAUGGACAGAGAAUAUAACCAAGAGAAAGACAAAGUUGAAGAUCACAACGUUGUUGUUGAACCUUCAUCCCGAAAGAAAAGAAAAAUGGUGGUAUCAAACAUGAUGGGAGUCACAAGACAAAACGGUACCGACAUGGUCAUAAUUCAGGUGGAAAGUGAAGAAGACCAUCCCGACGAUGGUUUUCGCUGGAGAAAAUAUGGUCGAAAAGUUGUCACAGGGAAUGCAAAUCCAAGGAGUUACUAUAGAUGCACAUACACUGGGUGUAAGGUGACGAAACAUGUGGAGAGAAGCGCAGCUAGUAUGAAGUUAGUGGUAGCUACAUACGAUGGGAUACAUGAGCACGCUCCACCACCUGAACGCAUAAAAAAAUCUGGAACAAAGAAUCAAUCUGGUUCAUCAAUGUCUCAAGAUCCUAGCAAUCAAACCCUCGGAUUGGGCAGGCCACAUUAUUCCUCUUCGGCCUCUCAGCUUUUCCCUUCUGCCUUGGCCCCACAAAUGGAUAUGACACAGUUCCAUUUCUAUGGACUCUCUAAGCUGCCAAGUUUACCAGUUAAAAAGAAUCAUGAACGGAAGAUUGAUCAUGUGAUACCCGACGGUACAGAGGUAUUCAAGGUGAUAUGGGAGCAACUAUUUGGUUAG